Messenger RNA from Homalodisca vitripennis (glassy-winged sharpshooter), 2451 nucleotides. RefSeq names its product transcription factor 25 (gene Nulp1). Bases 351 to 2276 code for a protein of 641 amino acids. Lineage: Eukaryota; Metazoa; Arthropoda; Insecta; Hemiptera; Cicadellidae. The transcript is spliced from 10 exons. Gene Ontology annotation, cellular component: RQC complex. The record is from RefSeq and is a predicted model, not a curated record.
CUUGUGUUGGAAUUGGAAUGACAGUAGUGUAGUAGAGAAUGGCGAAAAUUGGUUGAGAUGGUUAAAAAUGAAUUGAUUAUAUUGAGAUACCGUAUGGGAUUUAUUUGAAUAGUGAUUGUGUUAAUUUAUCGUAUUAUCAUUAAAAUACUGUUGUCACAGCGGAAAGUAACCUUUGGAAUUUGUAACGGAAACGUCAUCAGUUGCCUGUCUAGUCACUUGAUAAAAAGCAUUUAUGACAAGUAUUGAUGUAAAUAAUAAAUAAAUUUAUUGUGUGUUAAUCAUAUUUGAGUAUUAAGAGUUUUACCUACUCAGAGCAAAUGAUUUAGUCAUAAUAGACAAUUAAUAAGAUUAUGUCAUCGCGCGUUUUAAGAAAACUUGGAUUACAGGGUGAAAAAGAUAUAACCUCUUUGGGUGAUGAUGCAAGUGAUACAGAAGCAGAUUUUUCAAGUUCAGGAGGAGCAAAGAAAAAACAGUUGAAUAUAAACCGCUAUGAUCUGCUGAAUCAGCAGUCCCAUUCAGAGUCUGAGGUUAAGGAGGAUGAUGAUCAUGAGACUGCGGGUUCCUUAAAUGCACAGGAGAAUGAAGCAGAACACAAAGAAGCAGCCCGUCGGAAAAAGAAAAAGAAGAGGAAGAAGCCUGGAAAAAUACCAAACAAUGCAAGAAGCAGUGAGGAUAACAUCGAGGAUGAAGUAGAGAGAUCAGUGCGGGAAGUGAACGAGCUUCUAGGGGACACUCCUGGGAGAGUGACUCAAGAACCAGCCUCCAUGCACGCUGGAGGGCCUAAAAAAGGGAUUCUUAACAUUGAACAUCGCAGUCUCAAUCCCAAUAAUGAACUAAAGAGAAUAUUUGGAUCAAAGAUAGUACAAAAUGAGCAAAGCAAGAGAAGAGGAGGAUCUCGCACCAGAGGCCAUUUGAAAACUACAUGGCUUGUUUCGCCUAAAGAAAAUUGGCCUCCUAUUGGCAAGCCAGGGUUGUCGAUGAGCCUUGUGAAGACUGAGAAUGGAGUUAGCACAUUCACAUAUGAACACAGCAUCAAUUAUCAACAGGUCCAGGUCAAGUUCCUCGACGCGGUGGAGAGCCUCAACCCUGACAAUAUUGUGGGUCUAAUCAACUUGCACCCGUACCACGUAGAUGCCCUGUUACAGCUGUCAGAGUUGUGUCGGCUCAGCGAAGACUUGCCCAUGGCGGCCGAACUCAUAGAGCGGGCCCUCUAUUGCCUUGAGUGUGCCUUCCACCCCUCCUUUUCCUUGGCCUCUGGCAACUGCAGGCUGGACUACCGCCGGCAAGAAAACAGGGCUCUGUUUAUAGCAGUGUUUAAGCACUUGAUGUUUGUGGGAGCUCGUGCAUGCUGCCGCACAGCACUAGAGUUCUGUAAGCUUCUCCUCUCCUUGGAACCUGAGGGUGAUCCUCUGGGUGUACUGCUCACCAUUGAUUUUUACGCUCUGCGUGCCCAGAAAUAUGAGUGGCUCAUACGACUCGCCUCCGAGUGGGAACCGUCCAGAAACCUCUCACAGCUGCCCAACUUUGCAUUCUCCAUUGCUGUGGCACAUUUCCAGCUCGGUCAGGACGUGGAGCUGGCUCACCACUUGCUACAGAAUGCCCUCAUAAUGUUCCCAGGAGUAUUGGUACCCUUAUUAACCAAAUGUGGAGUGCAGCCGGACUCGAGGGUCUCCUCUCACCUGUUCUUUACCACUGCCGAUACCAGCCAGAGCCCAUCAUUGGCUGUGCUGGUGCAGUUGUAUGUGGCCCGCUGCUAUCACAUCUGGAAGGAAUCGGAACUGCUUCCCUGGCUUGAACGCAAUGUUCACACGGUCCUGGAUCGAGUAGACAAGAAAGAUCCCUAUGUCUCUGACUGUGAGGCGAAACGCUCCAAGCGUUAUCCCAAACUGCCUCCAAAUCUUCACAGGCAUAUCAUUCUCUCUGAUAUCAAGGAUGUUACCUGUAGUGAGAUGUCUGAGAGUCCAAUUCUCAGCUUUGAUCCACUGCCACCUGUCGAUUCAAUCAACUUGUACAGUAGGCCAACCAGGUAUCAGAACCCCAGUGCAUUUUACAUGUUUUUCCGCUCAUUAAUGCCAAACUUCAACCCAAACCAGACUGGAGGAGCCUUGGAAGAGCCUGGGGAAAUGGGGGAGGAAGGGGAUGGUGAGGGUGCAGCGGUGGAUUUGCGGCGAAGUGUCACAUCGUUACUCGAUGCCAUGCGUGAUCUUUUGUCGAACAUCCACAUGCCAGAUGUACCAGCAGAGGGGGACAUUGACUCUGAUGAAGAACACCCUUAAACAACCCAGAUAAACUAUCAUUAAGAAUCUGUUGUAUUGGAAUUUGUUGUCAGCUUGGAGCUUUUUUAUAUUGUAAUCAGUUAUGUAUAUUUCAUAACAUACCCUUACGGUGUUGUAAUUGUAAAAUACUGUAAGAUUAAAUAAACUUCAAAUUAUUGUUGGUUGGUCACAAUUA